Molecule: messenger RNA, 2063 nt
Organism: Elgaria multicarinata webbii
Lineage: Eukaryota; Metazoa; Chordata; Lepidosauria; Squamata; Anguidae
Product: zinc finger protein 345-like
Exons: 2
Coding region: 38-1810 (590 amino acids)
Biological process (GO): regulation of transcription by RNA polymerase II
Molecular function (GO): DNA-binding transcription factor activity, RNA polymerase II-specific; RNA polymerase II cis-regulatory region sequence-specific DNA binding
Source: RefSeq, a predicted model, not a curated record
AGACCUUCCUGGGGCAACAGGUCAUGGGUCUGAAGUUAUGGAUGUGAGGAAGAAACCUCGGCAGGAAGAACUCGCAGCAGACCAACUGCACGAGGCGCUGUGGUGGGAUAUCUUCUUUGCUUCUGAGAUGUCUGAAGUGCUUGACAUCAAAUCAGUAAGACCACAGGCUAUAUUACCAGAGCUGACACAGGGCUGUGCAGCUCCCAGAAAAAUGAUGAGAGACACGCCUCAAAUUGGAAUCACUGUGUCAAAAAGAAAUUAUGCCUGCUCUGAGUGUGGAAAAAGUUUUGAUCGGCGUUCAAACCUAAUUAAACACCAGAGGAUCCACACUGGAGAGAAACCAUAUCCCUGUGCCGAAUGUGGCAAAUGCUUCGACCAGCAAUCCAACCUCAAUGUUCAUUUGAGAGUCCAUACAGGAGAGAAGCCUUAUGGCUGCCCUGACUGUGGGAAAAGAUUUAGCAUCAAAUCCCACCUCCACGGACACUACAGGAUCCACACAGGAGAGAAACCCUAUGAAUGUGGGGGCUGUGGGAAGAGAUUCCGUGUCAAAUCGUGCCUGAAUAAGCACCAGAGAAUCCAUGCAGGAGAUCCCAAGCUGUCCAAAGAAAUUGAGAUCAAAUCAAUAGGACCUCAGGUAAUAUUACCAGAGGUGAUGCAGGGCUAUGCAGCUCUCCAAAAAGGAAAUUUUGUUAAAAUGAUGAGAAACCGGCCCCGAAUAGGAAUCACUGUGUCAAAAAGAAAUCAUGCCUGCUCUGAGUGCGGAAAAAGUUUUGAUCGGCGUACAAACCUAAUUAAACAUCAGCGGAUCCACACUGGAGAGAAGCCCUAUUCGUGUACCGAAUGCGGAAAAUGCUUCGGACAGCAAUCCAGCCUCACUGUCCAUUUGCGAAUCCAUACAGGAGAGAAGCCUUAUGGCUGCCCUGACUGUGGGAAAAGAUUUAGCAUCAAAUCACAUCUACAUGGACACUACAGGAUCCACACAGGAGAGAAACCCUAUGAAUGUGGGGGCUGUGGAAAAAGAUUCCGUGUGAAAUCAUGCCUGAAUAAGCACCAGAGAAUCCAUGCGGGAGAUCCCAAGCUGUCCAAAGCAAUUGAGAUCAAAUCAGUAGGACCUCCGGCAAUAUUACCAGACCUGACGCAGAACUAUGCAGCUCCCCAAAAAGGAAAUGCCAUUAAAAUUAUGAGAAGCAGGUCUGAAAUUGAACUUGCUGUGGCAAAAAGAAAUCAUGCCUGCUCUGAGUGUGGGAAGAGUUUUGAUCGGCGUUCAAACCUAAUUAAACACCAAAGGGUCCACACUGGAGAGAAACCGUAUCCCUGUGCUGAAUGUGGCAAAUGCUUUGACCAGCAAUCCAACCUCAAUGUUCAUUUGCGAGUCCAUACAGGAGAGAAGCCUUAUGGCUGCCCUGAUUGUGGGAAAAGAUUUAGCAUCAAAUCCCACCUACAUGGACACUACAGGAUACACACAGGAGAGAAACCCUAUGAAUGUGGGGGCUGUGGGAAGAGAUUCCGUGUCAAAUCGUGUCUGAAUAAGCACCAGAGAAUCCAUACUGGAGAAAAACCGUAUAAAUGCCUCACCUGUCAGAAAACUUUCACCUGCAGUUCUAAUCUUAUUAAACAUCAGGUUACUCACUCAGGGGAGAAAGAUUACAUGUGCCCUGAGUGUGGGAAGAACUUUGCCAAUAAAUCAGAUCUUAACAAACAUCAGAGAAUUCAUGCAGAAGAAAGGCCUUAUGAAUGCCCCAUCUAUAGGGGAAGGUUUAGAGAUGGCUCACAGCAGAACGUACACCAGAGUAUUCAUCAGGUGCUAUAGAAUACCAGUGUGCUUAAAAGUACAAAUGCACCCUGUAAUUGUUUUCUUCAGCCAAGAACACAGGUUGUAAAUGAACAGAAAUAUAACUGCUCCCAAUGAGAGACUUGCACAGAAAAAGUCUUUGGAUCUUAAUAGACAAUAGGGAAUCCACACCAGCAGUAAGGAGCAGAAAUGUGCAACUAGUGAGAAAUAUUUCCAUGCAACUUUGUAAUUGGUUAGAUAUGGGUGGAUUCAUAUGGAAUUCAACCGUUAC